Messenger RNA from Anopheles maculipalpis, 1352 nucleotides. Its product is annotated as venom protease-like. Gene Ontology annotation, molecular function: serine-type endopeptidase activity. The coding region runs from base 1 to 1350 and encodes 449 amino acids. The record is from RefSeq and is a predicted model, not a curated record. The transcript has 6 exons. NCBI's taxonomy places the organism in Eukaryota, Metazoa, Arthropoda, Insecta, Diptera, Culicidae. Gene Ontology annotation, biological process: proteolysis.
AUGACAGGGGAGUUCAUAAAAUCCUCUCUUAUCCUGGCUUUUAUCGCGCACAAUACAUUCGCUCAAGAUGGUCAACCUUGCUACACCUCUACCGGUGCUUCAGGCAUAUGCAUGAGCAUCGGAUCGUGUCCCGCCGCCUACCAGCUGAAUAUAAAUCCUUUUGGCUUUUUCGGUGCGGCUCCACGAGGGUGUCAAAAUUUCCUAGGUUUUGGCAGUGUUUGCUGUUCGAUCGCAGCCUCCAAUCCGGCCGGAUCCAACUACCCAUUCCAAUCCAACGUCAUAUCGACGACUUCAACUACGGCAAGAACUUAUGAAAAUUACCCUAGCACUACGCCUGCUCCGCCUAAGUACACAACGACAACGACGAAGCCUCGUGUUGGUUUGGAGUGUGUUAGGUCCGAUGGAACGUUAGGACCAUGUGUGUCUGAUACGACGGUAUGUAUUGCGAGCUGCACGAGACGUUCGACAACAAUUCGUACCACAACGCCUGUGGUACUGCAAAAGGGUGUUUUAAAUAGUCCAUCGUUCGAUACACCGGUCGUUCUGCCUACCCCAGAGCAGGGUUGUGGUGUUAGUGACGUUGAACAUAAUCGGGUUGUCGGUGGAGUACCGGCCGCUCUUAACGGUUGGCCUUGGAUGGCUUUGGUGGGAUACGAGGAAGCUUUCGGAGAUGUGGACUUCCGAUGUGGUGGUUCUCUCAUCACGGAUCGCCAUGUUCUUACGGCGGCUCAUUGCAUAUUACCAUCUUUAUCCGUUGUGCGCUUGGGAGAACAUGAUAUGGACAAUCAAACAGAGUCGGCACACGUGGAUGUACCGGUGUAUAAGUACGUUUCGCAUCCGUCUUAUGAUACAUUUGAUGGCCAUUCAGAUCUGGCAAUAUUGUACUUAUCAGAAUUGGUGAAAUUCAAUGCUCAAAUCAAACCUAUCUGUCUUCCAACGAGCGACCCGGUACGAAGUGCAGAUUUUACCGGAUACAACCCAUUCAUUGCCGGGUGGGGUCGCACCAAGGAAACGGGUUUCGAAGCGAAAGUGCUGCAGGAACUACAGAUCCCCAUACUUGAAAAUGAAGAGUGCAGCCAGUUGUACAAGAAAAUAAGGAAGCUAUUUUCAAAAAAACAGUUUAACGAUGCUGUACUCUGUGCCGGAUUUCUCGAGGGUGGUAAGGACUCGUGCCAGGGCGAUAGUGGUGGCCCAUUAAUGUUGCCUUACCUCAUCAACAAGAAGUUCCACUACUUCCAAAUCGGCAUAGUAUCGUACGGUGUGGGAUGUGCGCGUGCCGAAUUACCCGGUGUGUACACGAGAGUGGCCACAUUUGUCGAUUGGAUAGUGGAACAGAUCGGGAUAGCCUGAGA